This is a messenger RNA of Raphanus sativus (radish), 763 nucleotides long. RefSeq names its product protein BROTHER of FT and TFL 1-like. The record is from RefSeq and is a predicted model, not a curated record. The transcript is spliced from 4 exons. Gene Ontology annotation, biological process: vegetative to reproductive phase transition of meristem; flower development. Bases 77 to 610 code for a protein of 177 amino acids. NCBI's taxonomy places the organism in Eukaryota, Viridiplantae, Streptophyta, Magnoliopsida, Brassicales, Brassicaceae.
AUUCCAAAGAAACCAGCAUAACCACAACACACACAAACAAAAUUGGAGCAACAAAGGAAAAAAAAAGAGGUCAACAAUGUCCAGAGAAAUAGAACCACUAAUAGUGGGAAGAGUGAUAGGAGAUGUCAUAGAAAUGUUCAAUCCAAGUGUGACUAUGAGAGUCACUUACAGUUCCAAUACAAUCGUCUCCAAUGGCCAUGAGCUCGCUCCUUCUCUUCUGCUCUCUAAGCCUCGUGUCGAAGUUGGCGGCCAUGAUCUCCGUUCAUUCUUCACCUUAAUCAUGAUGGACCCUGAUGCCCCCAGUCCUAGUAAUCCUUACAUGCGUGAAUAUCUGCAUUGGAUGGUGACAGACAUUCCCGGGACAACCGAUGCUUCUUUUGGGAGAGAGAUGGUGAGAUAUGAAACGCCUAAACCGGUGAUUGGGAUACACAGAUACGCGUUUGUGCUGUUCAGACAGAGAGGGAGGCAAACGGUGAAGGCGGCACCUGCAAGAAGGGAAUGUUUCAACACAAGAGACUUCUCUGCUUUCUUUGGUCUUUCUCUACCUGUUGCCGCUGUUUACUUCAACGCCCAACGUGAAACUGCUCCUCGAAGACGUCCUUCUUACUAAUCAACUAUAAUAAAACACUCUACUCUAAAUGUAGAAAUAAAGUUCUCACUAUACCCUUAAUGUGUCAAAAUAAAGUUCCCUAAGUAAGCACAGGGUAUGUGUUGUUUUUGUAUGUUCAACUCAAAAGAAAUAAAAGAAUGUCAUUUGAUUUUA